CGUGACGUCACAUCCGCAGUUGGAAAAACGCUUCAACCCAUGGAGGAAGAUAAUAAUCCCCAAAUACUUGAAUAUGCUCACUCUGAGUUUAAAAUACAGCAUUUUAAACGGGCAGAAGAAAUGUACUCAAAGUUUAUCUCUUCCUGCUUACAGUCCAGGGAAUGUGAAGCCAGUGAUUUGGCCAUUGCUUAUAACAACCGCGGACAGAUAAAGUACCUCCGGGUGGAUUUUCAUGAAGCAGUGGAGGACUACACCUCCGCAAUACAGACUGACAGCCGGUUUGAAAUAGCUUUCUACAACAGAGGACUCAUCCACUAUAGACUAGGUUUUUUCGACCAUGCCAAGAGUGACUUCCAGCAAGCAUUAAAGCUCAAUCCAGAUUUUGAAGAUGCCAAAGUGAGUCUGCAACAGACACUUCUGGACCAGCAGCACAAGAUAAACAGGGGAUACUGACAGCUUCAUAAAUUAUAGAGUACAUAUUUUAUAUAUGUACUGUAUGAAAUCUGGUGACUAAAGAAAAUAUGUAUAUUCUGCCAAGUGUUGUCAUUUUACUUUAAUUUAUGCACAGCUGUCGUAUAACAAAUUAAGACGUCAUUAUUUGAUCUGAAAUUUAACACUUUGAUUAUUUUAAGAUAUCAGCAUGAAGAUAAACCGAGAAGAUAACCACACACAACAUAAAACAAUCUGCACCGGCAACGACACCAGUGAAACUCAAACUCUAGCUGCAAAAACAUCUGCAGUUUCAACACAUGAAAGGAAGAAGACAUCCCACUGGAUUAGUUACGAUGUACCGUAUAUGGAUUUUUGCUAAGCAGAGCAUUGACAAUUCCUUUUCUGCACUGACUCGAGACUCUUCCAGU
This is a messenger RNA of Sander lucioperca (pikeperch), 860 nucleotides long. It is a transcript of the gene ttc32, whose product is annotated as tetratricopeptide repeat domain 32. NCBI's taxonomy places the organism in Eukaryota, Metazoa, Chordata, Actinopteri, Perciformes, Percidae. The transcript is spliced from 3 exons. Gene Ontology annotation, molecular function: protein binding. The record is from RefSeq and is a predicted model, not a curated record. The coding region runs from base 40 to 453 and encodes 137 amino acids.